AUGGUGUGGUGUAAGCAUUGUGCGAAGAAUGUUCCCAAAAUUCGCCCCUUCGACGGUGGUUUGGCAUGUGAUUUAUGUGGGAGGAUUUUGGAAAACUUCAAUUUUUCUACUGAUGUUACCUUCGUUAAGAAUGCCGCUGGACAGGUAUGUAAUAUAGUGACGAGUGUUGGGAAUUCAAGCUCACGUGAUAGGAGAAGGAGAAAAGCUAUAGAUGAGUUAAGGAAUUUGAAAGAUGCCUUAGGAAUCGGUGAUGAGAGAGAUGAUGUGGUUGACAUGGCUGCCGUAUUCUAUGAAGCGGCAAUGGACCAAAACUUCACCAAAGGGCGCAGAGCUGAACUUGUACAGUCUUCCUGUCUCUAUUUGGCUUGCAGCUACCUUCGAGUUAGCGUUUACGAGUUAGGUUCCGUGUACUUGCAACUCUGUGAAAUGCUGUACCUUGUGCAAAACAAGAACUAUGAGGAGCUUGUUGAUCCUUCAAUCUUCAUUCCUCGAUUCACAAACAGCUUAUUGAAAGGUGCACACGCUAAAGCAAAAGAUGUCGCAAACACGGCUAAAAACAUUAUAUCUAGUAUGAAGAGAGAUUGGAUACAGACAGGCCGGAAACCAAGUGGAAUAUGUGGAGCAGCAAUUUACAUGGCUGCACUUUCUCAUGGUAUCAUGUACUCUAGGGCAGACAUUGCAAAAGUUGUGCAUAUGUGUGAAGCAACAAUAACCAAAAGAUUGAAUGAAUUUGCUAAUACCGAGGCUGGAAGUUUAACUGUUGAUGAGCUUGAUGAAAGCGAAGAGAUAUUGCGUAAAGAAACUUUUACCCCAAGACCAAAUUCUGACAAAGGAGUAGUGAACUGUAAACAUAAGGAUUUAAAACGCUUUGGUUAUGGAUUAUGUAAGAGCUGUCACGACGAUUUCAUUAUAAUUUCUGGUGGAGUUGUUGGUGGGUCGGAUCCUCCUGCUUAUCAGCGAGCAGAGAAAGAGAGAAUGGAAAAAGCAGCUAGAGAAGAAAACGAGGGAGGAAUUGGUAACUUAAACCACGAUGAACAAGUUAAUGUAAGCAAAAGGGCAAAAAAAUGUUCGGAGAAAGGCGAAGGAGAAACAUAUGGGGGUGAAAGACAUGCUGAAUAUUCGGAUGAAUCAGACAUCUGUUCGGACGACGAUGAUUCUGAGGUGGAACAUGUUCUUCUCGGUGAGGACGAAACGCGGUUGAAGACAACGGCCUGGAAUUUACAAAACAAAGACUAUCUUGAGGAGCAAGCAGAAAAGGAAGCAGCUCUGAAGGCUGCUAAUUGCCCCGAAGAUGCAAGAAACCUUGUGGAAGCUUCUAAAGCAGCUGUGGCGAAUUCUAGAAAGGAAAAGCGACGAAAACGUGCUGAGGAAGCUAAGAAUGCACCUCCAUCAGCUACAGCCACGGAAGCAUCUUAUACAGAGACUCAGCGGGUUAAUCAACACCAUGUUUUGGACGAGCUCUUGGAUACUAGCCCAACACAGAAGAAACCGAGAACCGAGACAGUAACGGAGAAGAAGAAGGAAGAGCAUGAGAUUGUUGAAGAUGAAGAAGAUGAAGAAGACUACGCAGCACCACACGCAGAUGAGAACUUCUAUGAAGACGAAGUGGAAGAGGAAGAGAAUGGUUAUGAUUUUGGAUUGUAUUAAUCAUACUAUUACUAUUCACUGCGAGGUCGAUAGUUUUAGUUUUGUCACAACAUGGAUUCACACCUAACACGAUUCAUGUUUCGGCGAAACAAUAGUUUUAGUGUUUAGUGUGCCUAUGAUGAUAUAUAACAAGGAGCAAAGCCCAACACAGGCCCAGUAGUAAAAGAAGAGCAUUCAAACACAACAAAGGCAAUGAAGAAGCAAAAUGCUGUUUACAAGAUUGAUUGAUGAUGAUGACGACGAUGUCAAUGCAUCCAAAACUCUGUCAAAAGAAAGUCAUUCAUCCUCCUCACAGUGACAUCAUCCAAAACCUAAUCUCAUAUCAUCUAAACCAUAGAGCAAACCAUAAUCCUCUGUCUCCUAAUACAUAAAGGCCAAAAUCAACGAGAAGAGGUGUGGUGUGUGUUUCAGUGUUUGUUCUUGAUCUUAACACCAAGCUCACCUGCAAUGAUAACAGUAGAAGCCAUAUCCAGAAACAUCCCAUGUUCCACUACUCCCGGUAGCCUCAGAAUCGCAUCACUCACUGCUCCCAAAUCUCCCAUAUCCUCUUCCACAUGCAUAUCCACUAUGUAAUUCCCAUUGUCUGUCACAAAGGCCUUCCCUUUCUCUC
This is a messenger RNA of Arabidopsis thaliana (thale cress), 2257 nucleotides long. It is a transcript of the gene MEE65, whose product is annotated as Cyclin/Brf1-like TBP-binding protein. The record is from RefSeq and is marked reviewed. Gene Ontology annotation, cellular component: nucleus. Lineage: Eukaryota; Viridiplantae; Streptophyta; Magnoliopsida; Brassicales; Brassicaceae. Gene Ontology annotation, molecular function: TBP-class protein binding. Gene Ontology annotation, biological process: DNA-templated transcription initiation; transcription preinitiation complex assembly. The transcript is spliced from 17 exons. Bases 1 to 1647 code for a protein of 548 amino acids.